CUUACAUUCCCACAAGCACAGCAACAACUGGGUGUCUAAUACCUUGAAACGCCCUCGCCCGUACACAACAGUGACCGAAUCCCUCACCCGACGACGACGACGCCCACCAUGACGUCCGUCAAAAUCAACCACAUAUCAUCGCUCAACGAACCGUACCCCUCCCCUUCGGCCCUCGAAGCCGCCACAACAACGCACGUUCAAGGCGCCUUCGUUAUUGCCACGCGUAAGCUGCCCAUCCUCAAAUCGGGUCCCAUCGACGCCAUGUCGGUGCGGCUAGGAAUUCCAAUUCCCGAGAUGAUCUUCGGUGAUAACCUCGUCUCGAUCACGCACCGGCCAACGGGCUGGUCGAUCGAAUUCAAUGCCGAGGACGCGCUCGAGCGCGUGGACAAAACGGGCGAGAAGAUGCUGCAGGUGGCGUACGCGGGCGAGUGGAGCUCGAGCCGCGAGAAGACGAGCGCGGGCAUCAGCGAGGUGGUCAAGCCGUUUGACUGGAGUUAUACAACGGACUAUUGUGGAACGGAGAGGCCCGGCUCGACUGGAGGGGCUGAAGGGAAAGAAACAAAGUUGCAUGGGGACGAGAACACACCGGAUAUACCUAUUGAGCUCCUGAAGCGGCGAGACCCGAUCCUCUUCGCGGACGAGGUGGUCCUUUACGAAAGUGAGCUAGAUGACAACGGGUGCAGUAUCGUCAGCGUGAAGCUGCGGGUGAUGGAGCACCGCAUGUUGCUGCUGUGCCGGAUGUUCAUGCGGUUGGAUAACGUGCUGGUGCGGGUGCGGGAUACGAGGGUGUAUGUGGAUUUUGAUAAGGAGGAGGUAAUUAGAGAGUAUACGGAGAGGGAGGAUAAGUUUGAGAAUGUGAAGACGAAACUCUUCAUGCAAGGCCUCAAACUGGAUCAGGUCACCAUCGCACUUCGUGAUGCCAACCAGGUAGCGCCUCUGCUGCCGCUCAUCAAGCAGGGAGUUGAGAGCGUUAUCCUAGGUCCGGGUGUGGCUACAAAGACGACAACAACAACAACAACAACACGGUUCCCAGGGCAAACGCAAUUGACACCACAGACUCAGUUUGUCCGUCCGCCGCCGAGAUAGGGGCUGAGGACAGAUUCGUACACGUUCAGAGCAUUGUAUGCAAAAUAACAUGGGUUAACAUCUUCAUGAUUGACGGAUCAACGGCAUUACAGGCGUUAAGGGGGGUUUGGCUAAGGAUACAUAGAAUCGGGAUCAUGCGGAGCUGCACCAACAAUACCGCUAUCAAUCGUGGAUGUUCUCCCGACCUGAUCACCAUUUGAAGAUGCA
Messenger RNA from Neurospora tetrasperma FGSC 2508, 1293 nucleotides. RefSeq lists its product as uncharacterized. Gene Ontology annotation, cellular component: cytosol. Gene Ontology annotation, biological process: TOR signaling. The record is from RefSeq and is a predicted model, not a curated record. Lineage: Eukaryota; Fungi; Ascomycota; Sordariomycetes; Sordariales; Sordariaceae. The transcript has 2 exons. Bases 109 to 1086 code for a protein of 325 amino acids.